AUGCACUGGGUGCGGCCGAAGAACAAAGUGUAAUUCUAUUGUUCGCAGUUUUCAUUUAUAAUAAAUCACACAGACGAUGUGAUAUUUUUGUUAUUGAAAAAUAUGUGUUGUGCAAAGUUAUUUGUAGAUAUGCUGUUUUGAGUGCUCUUUAUAGUCUGCGUACUAAUUUGGAUUUCCCAGGGACAUUUAGAUUAAACCUACUUUCGUUUUAAGAAAUUGCCACCAUGUUUUGGUUGGCUGUGAUAAUCUUAGUUGCACCUAGCUGCGUGCAUACACAAUCGACCGCUCAAACGAAUGUAGCUCCGGAACUAAGAGAAUGUUACACAGAUCCAACACUGGUUGACAAAAACAAUCUACCACCGACAACAAUGUCUGUUCUAAUAGACAUUAUUCAAAAAAUUGAAGACAAUCCCAACGUCUCAGAUCUUGUUGAUUUGCGACAGCUAAGUGUUUUAUUGCUACAGAGAUAUAGACAAGACGGUAUAGAAUAUCAUCAGCCAGAAAGUACCGUCGCUGCAUCAACGAAUGUACUGCCUUUUGCACCGACAUUUCAUUCCUUCUAUCGUAACAAAUUGCUGCUAAGCCGAAUCCUCCCAGUAAAUUUGCGAAAUUUGGCCAAUGAUACUGUUAAUUCUACUUUAAAGUGUGCACUUCAUCGCAUGGUGUCCACUACAGUGGAUGCUCGCGUUCGUGGUGAUGAAAACAAUUGCAACCAAUUGUCGCAGUAUCGAGCACUUCGGACUGCUCGCAGCUUGAGAGAUCAUUUACUUAAAGAUGAUUUUGAAAUGUUGGAUGUAGCUGCAUUAAAUUCGGCGAAGACAAAUGGCCAAAUGAGGCAAUUCAAUCCUAAUGAUGAAGUUGAAUUUUCAAACUAUAACCAUAAUGAAUUGUCUGAGCGUCAAGUAUUGGUACAAAGUCAAUGCCCGUUAUUGGAUGGUGUGGUAAGUACUCGAUGGGGGGCAGUUUCAGCGGGCAAUGUGAUCGCAGGUAUAGCGGCUGGAGCGCAACCUCAGACAAUACCUAUCACAGAAUUGGCAAAGGGUUCCAUUAUUAACCAGCCCAACAUUCAAUCAUUCGUGACUGCGUUAUACCCGGCAACGUUAUCAGGAGACUUAGCUGAGGCAGUUUUAAUUCAAAACACAGAAAGAGGUAGCCAAACAAUAUCUGUUGGCACUGCUGGUAGCUGGAAUUCGACACAAGCGCACAGAUUCUUCAUGCUUCAAACACCAAACGGACUCAAUAAUAUUGAAAUGACAGAUCCUGAAAUUCGCGGUGAUAUUGAUGGAUUUGUUUUAGGCAGUACCAUAACUACACUUUUACAGAGUGUCAGUUCAAUAAGGUUAUCCCAAGUUCUUGAUAUGUACUAUACCGCAAGGAAUGGUGUAUUGGAUCCUGCACGAAGAGCUUGCAAUCGUCAAACUCUCAGUCAAGAAGUAAUUCCAUACGCUACCCUGGCAGCAGAAACUUUAGCGUUUACUGCGGCAUUGGAUACAAACAUGCCUCUACGUGGUACAAUCAUCGGUGGAUUAGAGCAGCCUGUUAAUAGUGCUGUAUCUAAUUUCCAAACAUAUGCGAGAAGUAACUUGAAUGAUCUUAACUGUGCUGAAACGGAAGUUAACACACAUGACUUUCGAAUUAAAACGAAUCUCUACCUCGUUGUUGAUGCAUCAUGGCAAUACCAAACAAUCUAUCCAGCUAUUUCGUAUCUUCUUGACAAAAUAGAAGUUGGAAAAUAUGGAUCAAGUGUGACAUUACUUAAUGCCUUUGAUGGAAGUAUUCAAAUCAAUAAAACUUUCUCGUUAGCAGAUUUUCAUACUGGAUAUACAAUGUUAACGCAUCAAUCAAUGUUGAGUGGAGUUAAUCUAGACACUGCUUUUAAAAAUAUUACCUUAAUGAUGCAUAAUGAACUGGAUACUGAAAGAACUGCAAAUUACAUUGGCGGAAACUCUACGGUACUACUGUUUCUCAUAAACUCUGGCGUUCAAACUAAUUCUGGUAUUGUGGAUCAAGCAAGAAUCUUAAACGAAACUGUACCAGAUUUAAGAAUUUUGUUUGCUACUUCAUCGAAUCAACUCGACGCUCUGUGGCCACUAGUCCGCGAAAUGCAUAAUGACGUUUUAACAAUAUCAUUAAGUUCCGAUGGCACUAAUGUUGAACGCAAUAUGAAUUCUGUACUUUCAAGGAUUGAGCUUGUUGGACGGAGAAUUUUAAAUCCUGCAUGUGGAUCAAAUUACCCUGACGGAACAUCCGGGCGACUCCAAUUUGUCGAUUACGUCGAGCCUGGCUAUAUAAAUUAUUAUUCUAUAAGCCCUAAUUAUUUUCACCUAAAUAAUGACAACAGAAGAGUUCGUAUCAGUCGAUCUACUGCCGGUGUAGGAACUAUGGUGAUUUGCCAGUCAAGAACAUUGAGCCAACCUAGACAAACAAAUACAAGCGUGGGCUCAGAUACAAGCGAUGUAACCUGCCAGACAAUGCCAAGUUCUGGUACUCGUGAAGUAGAGAUCAACUUGCGCGGUGCCUGCGAUGAACACAGUCCAAUUAAUUCUUGUCAAUUCUUCCACAUUUCUGUGCAGUCAGUUUUACCCAGCAGCUCCGUUGCUACAUAUUUUACGGAUUGCACAGAACGUGGUUGCAGAUUUCCAUACAAUAUCAGAUACCAAGUGCAAAUAGAAGAGUUUGGAUGUUUCAGCGGCUGUGGUAGCACGACAAUCAGCCUGACCCUGUUACUUUUAGCAUUUAUCUAUAACUUUCUUUAAAAUCUGUAAACUACACCUACUGAAUUAAUGUAUUUAUACUUAGUUAACGUAUUUUUUAGUUAAGUAGCAUUUAAUGCCAAUGAGUGCCUAGCCCCAUAUGUUGGUAUUUUUCCAGGAAAUCGCUAAACUACCUAGCAAGAUUUUUUCUGAUUACGAAGGUUACUAUAAAAGUAAUAAUUACGGACGGACGGUUACAGUAAUAAUUAUAGUAGGUAAUAAAAACGGACCAAGCAGAUACCAUCUGAUAGUAAGUGGUCAACCAUCACCUGUAAACAGAAUAUAUGGUAUGCACAUAACAGGUCCUGCACGACAAUCAACCUGAGGCAUAAGUCUUUAGCUUCGUGUUAAUUAUAUCCGUUUAGGUUACCGGUUUUACACAGGUUUAGGUUAAUAUUUUAUUGUUUACAAACGAUUGAUGGUAUUGUUGUAAAUGAUAGGAUGGGGUAGGUAGUAGGUAAGAGGUGUGUUAGUAAAUAAAUCCUAUGUAUUAAUUUUAUUGACACAUUAAAAAAAAAACCAUUGAGUAGUUUCAUAGAUAAGUAUCAUUAUGAAUUAUUCAAAAACCUCGACAUAAAAAAUUUGUAUACCAAAAAAAAUAGAAUCAGCUCACACGUCCAUCUAACAACAUUACCGACCCGAAGUCCUUAAUACCACCUCAUUUCUUUAAUUAAUUAUAUCCUUUAAAAUUCGAAAGAUAUGUAAUGCACAGCAGUGAUUAUGGUACCUAAUCAAUUUUAAUUUAAAACCACCAAGUACUUUUAAAAAUAAUUUAUAAGAUAGUUAUGACACGGUUGAGAACCUAAAUAUUUUACAUCCCUCUUUAAAACAUCACAUACAAAGUCAUUCGUCUGUGAACUAGUCUUUAACAUGCAGGGUAACUAUGUGCAUUCUCUACGGCAGCAUCGACAGGACGCGACGUACACAAAAGAUGGAAUAUUAAUUGUAUGAAUGCUAAGGAAAAGAAAAAU
Molecule: messenger RNA, 3724 nt
Organism: Pararge aegeria (speckled wood butterfly)
Lineage: Eukaryota; Metazoa; Arthropoda; Insecta; Lepidoptera; Nymphalidae
Exons: 13
Coding region: 225-2756 (843 amino acids)
Source: RefSeq, a predicted model, not a curated record